Nematostella vectensis (starlet sea anemone) is the source of this 3654-nucleotide messenger RNA. Its product is annotated as Na(+)/H(+) exchanger beta. Gene Ontology annotation, cellular component: membrane. The record is from RefSeq and is a predicted model, not a curated record. Gene Ontology annotation, biological process: regulation of pH; sodium ion transport; proton transmembrane transport. Gene Ontology annotation, molecular function: sodium:proton antiporter activity. NCBI's taxonomy places the organism in Eukaryota, Metazoa, Cnidaria, Anthozoa, Actiniaria, Edwardsiidae. The coding region runs from base 258 to 2822 and encodes 854 amino acids. The transcript has 23 exons.
UACCUGGUUUGCAAUGGGUACGGUGAUAGUUUUAUUGCCUUGCUAAGAACAGGGAAAAUUUCCCGCGAAACAAGUUUUUGUUUUCCGACAUUUAUGAAAAUAACUCAGUACCAGUCCCUCGAGUCUCUUGAAUGAAGUCGAAGUUGGUAAAGGGAAGGUUGCAUUCACGACUGAGAAUUUAGCACAAAUAUCCAUCGAAACAUGGCUUGAACUCCUAACCAUCGCUGAUAAAGGACAAGGGACUUGUAAAUAACUUUAUGAUGUUGAAGGUUGUGGUGAUCGGUGUUAUUUUGGCGGGUUUUCUGGGACAGCCCAGCGUGGCUUCGUCAAGUCCGCCGGCACAACAUGGAACUCAAACGAAUACUAGUAAUAACACAAGCCACGAUAAAGCACACGACAUUCCAUCAUUCAAUGUAGCUACCUUUGACUUUAAUCAUGUCGCAGGGCCGUUCACGAUCAUGCUUUGGAUUUUGAUCGCCAGUUUUGCCAAACUAGGAUUCCAUCUGUCAUUUAUGCUUGAGUCUGUCUUCCCCGAGUCAAGCUUGGUUAUUAUUCUGGGGGUAAUAUUUGGAGGAAUAAUCAGGUUAUCUGGCCUCACCACUGAGGAUGUGCCAUUUUUCAGCUCUGAUAUCUUUUUCUUAUUUAUGCUUCCUCCCAUUGUUUUGGAAGCUGGUUACUUUCUUCAAGACAGAGCAUUCUUUGAUAAUAUUGGCACCAUCCUACUGUUUGCUGUAGUUGGGACACUAUUCAAUGCCUUUACAGUCGGCUUUACCCUGUAUGGUGUAUCCCACAUAAUUGGCAUACCCCUAAUGCACUAUCUCGUCUUUGGGGUGCUUAUCUCUGCUGUAGACCCAGUGGCGGUUCUAGCUGUCUUUGAAGAGGUCAACGUCAAUGUCAUGUUGUACAUUAUUGUAUUUGGUGAAUCUUUACUUAAUGAUGCGGUGACGGUGGUCCUGUACCAUUUAUUUGAAAAGCUCUCUGAGAUGGAUGAGGUCACCCAUAAAGAGAUACUGCUGGGCUUUGCUAAUUUCCUGGUGGUUAGUCUUGGUGGCACUCUAAUGGGAGUACUGUGGGGGUUCUUUACCGCUUUUGUUACCAAAUAUACAGACCAUGUGCGAGUGAUUGAGCCCAUCUUUGUGUUCAUCAUGAGUUAUAUGGCUUAUCUCUGUGCUGAAAUGUUCCACUUAUCCGGCAUACUGAGCAUUGUGACGUGUGCAAUAGUUAUGAAGCCCUAUGUUGAGAUGAAUAUUUCUCGCAAAUCUCACACCACCAUUAAAUAUUUCAUGAAGAUGCUGAGCUCUUGUAGUGAGACGCUUAUCUUCUUAUUUCUGGGCAUUGCUCUUGUAACAUAUGACCAUGUAUGGUCGACGGAGCUCGUCUUUUUAACUCUUCUCUUUAUAUCAGUCUACCGUGCUAUCGGUGUAGUUUUUUUAACUUAUCUGGCCAAUCGCUUUGGGCGUUUGAAUAAGCUUUCCGGCGUGGACCAGUUUAUAAUGUGCUAUGGGGGGAUCCGUGGUGCUGUCUCCUUCUCCCUGGCUAUUCUACUAAAUCCCAAGCACUUCCCCGACAAAGGCAUGCUUGUCACUACCACAAUCGUCGUUGUCAUCUUCACUAUCUUUGUGCAGGGCACAACUAUCAAGCCUAUUGUAAAAGCGCUCAAUGUGAAACUUCAAGAACAUAAGAAACCGUCCAUGUACAAAGAACUCAAUGAUAAGUUUCUUGAGCAUCUGGUUGCGGGGAUAGAAGAAGUGUCUGGAUUCAGAGGACAUGGCUAUUAUUGGGCUCUCAUGGAGUAUAUUCAUAUGCGCUACCUCCGCCCAUGGUUCAUCAGAGAUGAUGACAGCUGUAUCCAUGAUAAGGACCUUUUACUGGCAUACCGCAGAUUAGAAUACAAGGAUGCGUUGACUCACCUUGAGCGAGAAGGCAGUGGAUCGCUACUUUUUACCAGCAAAGCCAACUCAAUAGAGCAAGAAGAGGACCCUCUCGUAUUAAGGGGUGGUUCACUUGUACGAUGUCCCGACACCGUGCUACGAGACUUAAAAAUCGCAACUGGAGCCAAUAACAGCGGUGAUGAAAAGGGAACAUAUCACCUGAUUGCAGAGCCCCCACUUGAGUUUGAAUUCUACAACACCCACCAAUCCCUUAGCAGUCUGCUUGCCUACUCAAGGACUUAUAGACAUCGUAAAUUUAACCGAAAUAAUCUGGUUGAUGAUGGCAUGGACGUUGUGCCCAGCUAUCUAGCGCAACCUGCACGCUCUGCAUUUCGGUACAUCCCUGGAACGACUGAUAGAAUGAAUAUGCGCCCGAAGCACAAGAAGCACAAGCGUCGUAAGCGAGGGCACCACAAGCGGCAUGAGCUGGAAGGCCAGCCGCCCAAGAAAAAGCUAUCCACGAUAUUUGAACCAGAGGAAGGCGAACUCAACGCCGAGAAGAAAGAGGACGAUGAGCACAACGAGCGCUUGAAACGAGACGACGACGUGGACCAUGCAGACAACACGGCCACCAAGAAAAAGACAGAUAGCAAAGAUAGCAACCGGACGAGGAAAGACUCUGAAUCAAGCACUGGCAGCGACGACGGAAUCUCAUUCAGCGCGGGGAGGCACUGGCGGCUUGGCCGUAUCCCGUCUUUUGAAGGCGCUUCGUACGAGGAGAAGGACUCUGCUUCUGAUAGCUCCAGGGAAGACGAUAAUCGGCAUAGUCCCCAACCCAGCCCGCGCCCAAAGCAUGACGGAAAGGAGGAUAUCCCGCUAGUCUCGUUUGUUGUUGACAUGGAGGAUACGCACGCAAAGGAUGUCGGGAAGAGUGCGGAGGAAACCGUCUAACACGACCACACUCAAUGAAAUAUACCUCGAAUACCCAAAAAGCGAUUGUAUUGAGUACAUAGGAAACCGUCUAACACGAUCACACGAAAUAAGAUAUACCUCAAAUACCCAAAAAGCGAUUGGAUUGAGUACAUAGGAAAAUGCCUAACACGACCACAGGAGAUAAGAUAUAUAGUAUAAAUACCAUAUAAGAUGUGAGAUCAAGUGUAGGGAGAACUCCACUUCCUAGGGUGAUGGCGUCAAAGUCAAUGUGAAAGACAUUCUUUCCACCGCCGAAAGGAAGGUAGUAGAACCGCAACUUGCUAGUACCUUUUGAGCGGGAAUUUUUCUCUUUCAAAACAAAGUCCGUAAGAGCACGAGAUCAUAAUGAAGUAUGUCCCCGUCUCCUUAUAAUAUAUCGAGUGGUCAGUUGGUUUUACUAAUGUCGGGAUGCUUGUGUUAAUGAUUUUUUUGUUAAGGGCCUCCACCGAAUAAGCGUCAUCUCCCGGAUAAGCGCCAUUCCGAAUAAGCGUCUCAACAAAGCGUAUUACACUUUAUGACUUUGAUGACAAAGAUGAUCACAAGUUGAAAGGGGAGUAAUAAAAACUAGGACAGAACUACCCGCUAUAUUAUUUUAUCAUUAAAACUUCACUUGCCUGAUUCGGGUUGGGUUACCUGUGUGUAUUCCCAUGCCAUUUUCGACAUUUGGUUGAAUAAAAUAUAACUGUUAAAACUGAUCUACCCGUAGAGUGCAUUAACUGCUAUUUAUUGUAAUUUAAGUAAAAUUUUGAAAAGGAAGUGGGUAAUGUUACAAUUAUUUUGUCAAAAUAAAGUGCAAUAUUUUGACUUGGUA